This is a messenger RNA of Prunus mume (Japanese apricot), 928 nucleotides long. RefSeq lists its product as uncharacterized. Lineage: Eukaryota; Viridiplantae; Streptophyta; Magnoliopsida; Rosales; Rosaceae. The record is from RefSeq and is a predicted model, not a curated record.
CUCUUCUCUAUAUAUACAAAUCCAUAUGAUCCAAUAUCAACACAAUGAAACAAAUGGCAAUUGAUGAUUAUGAUGACUCCUUCACAAAACCAGGAGCAAUCCCAUUCAAAUGGGAAAUCCGACCCGGCGUCCCCAAAAUCCAAACCCAACAACAAAAACAACCACUACCACCACCUCCACAUCCGCAUAUUCACAAACACCUUAACCUCAAACCCCCACCAUCCGGGUCACUCUUCCUGCCGCCACCGGAGCCCCAUACCCGAAGUCGCUCCUUCCGCUCUGCUUCCGCCGCUCGAACCCGGUCCGAGCGCUGGCGAUUCGAGCAGCCCGAUAACAUCCUUGCCCGGCGACCCGGACGACCCGACACCGUUUCAGCCGGGUGCUUCAUGUCUCCACUUCUGAGGCGGAAGUCAGCGAGCAGUAGCAAAAGGGGGAGCGGAGCUAGAACGGUACCCGUACCCGAGUCCGAACCCGAUUACACUUCGGACCUUGAGACGCUGGCCCGGUGGUCUCUGUCGUCGCGGAAAUCGCUGCUCUCACCGUUCCGUGACUCACCCACGUCCACGUCCUCCUCGUCGUCCCCUCGACCCGUAUGUGACGCUGAGUGGGCCGGGUUCGGGCUCUUUUGAAAGCUUAUAGUAAAAAGCUUUUUUUACUAUUGUAUUUAAUUAGUAAGUAAUUAUGGCAAGCCCAGCAUGGUUAAUUCCUUAAUGGGUAAGCUUAGCUCUCUAGUCACACAAGACUAAGUAGAGUACUUGGAAGUUUUUGGUUUUUGGUUUUUUUGGUUCUAGAUGGCAAAAAGUAGGUCAAGUCAAAAGGUUUUGUUGAUACUUGAUCUUGGAUGUAGUUGUGGAAUGAAAGGGAUAACCUUUCUUUUUAUAUACAUAAUGAAAAUAAAGAUAGAAGGUUGCCUUUUGAAAGGUUUAUA